CGGUGCGUGGGGUGGAGCCGUGUUGUGCCGGUGCCGGUCCGCGGGGCGGGGACGAGCAGUGCCGUAGCCGGGGUGUGGGGCGGAGACGAGCGGUGCCGGUGCCGCUAUCCGGAGCUGUGCCGGUGCCGGUCCGCGGGGCGACGCGCCCCUAUGAGCCGGUGAGGCGGCAGCGGUGCGGGAGGGAUGGCGGCGGGCGGCGGCGGCGGGCGACCGCCGGGCCCCGACCCCGCGCUGGAGCCCUACGUACAGACCCGCAUCUUCAAAAUCAUCGUGAUCGGAGACUCCAAUGUGGGCAAGACGUGCCUGACCUUCCGCUUCUGCGGGGGCACCUUCCCCGGCAAGACCGAGGCCACCAUCGGCGUGGACUUCCGCGAGAAGACGGUGGAGAUCGAGGGGGAGCGCAUCAAGGUGCAAGUGUGGGACACAGCUGGCCAGGAGAGGUUUCGGAAGAGCAUGGUGGAGCACUACUACCGCAACGUGCACGCCGUGGUCUUCGUGUACGACGUGACCAAGAUGAGCUCCUUCACCAACCUCAAGACGUGGAUCGAGGAGUGCAACGGGCACGCGGUGCCCGCGCUCGUCCCCAGGGUGCUCGUGGGGAACAAGUGUGACUUGAAAGACCUCAUCCAGGUGCCAUCCAGCCUGGCCCUCAAGUUCGCCGACGCUCACAACAUGCUUUUGUUUGAGACCUCGGCCAAGGACCCACAGGAAAGCCAGAACGUGGACGCGAUUUUCAUGUGCCUGGUGUGCCGGCUGAAGGCGCAGCGCUCGCUGCCCUGCCGGGACACGGAGCGCUGGCCGGCGCAGCCCCAGCCGCACCCGCGGCGGCUGGACGAGGCCGGCGGGAAAGGCUCGUGCCCGUGCUGAGCGGGACCGCCCGGACCCCAAUAAAGGCUCUGAGCCCCCUG
Molecule: messenger RNA, 908 nt
Organism: Passer montanus (Eurasian tree sparrow)
Lineage: Eukaryota; Metazoa; Chordata; Aves; Passeriformes; Passeridae
Gene: RAB33A
Product: RAB33A, member RAS oncogene family
Exons: 2
Coding region: 184-867 (227 amino acids)
Biological process (GO): Rab protein signal transduction
Cellular component (GO): endosome; Golgi apparatus
Molecular function (GO): GTPase activity; GTP binding
Source: RefSeq, a predicted model, not a curated record